UCAGUGAUAAAACUGGCCCAGUCUCAGGCCCCACCUGGGAAUGAAGAGGAGUGGCCCCUCCACCCUGUGCGGGUGUUCUCCUAUUGCAAAACAUACAAGAAGGCCAAAAGGAAGGCCACCGAGGGGCUGGAGAACUCGUGCUUGGAAAGCACAGAUGUCGGGGAGCCCGAUGAUGGAGCCACUGGGAGAGACAACACGGCCGACGCUCCUGUGCGUCUCUCAGUGCCCAUUCCACCUACUGGCCUGGGAGGUGCCUGUGCAAGGGCCCCUCCCAAGCGCAGGGCCCCAGACCCUCCAUCCAGUAAGGGGUGGUCCAAAGAAAAUCGGGCUCCUACAUCUCUGCAACGACAAGCUCUACAAGUUGAGGCCACUGAUAGAUGGGCUGAAUAGGCAGUUUCAACUAGCCUAUGGUCCGAGACGAGAGGACUGCGUCGACGAAUCCAUCAUACUCUUCAAAGGAAGGUCAUCAAUGAAGCAGUAUAACCUCAUGAAACCGAUCAAACGCGGCUACAAGAUUUGGUGCUUGGGAGACAUGUCGGGCUUCAUCCAGACCUUCCAGGUGUAUCAAGGAAAGCAAGUAGAAACAUCUGAACUUCAGUCUGAAUUUGGGUUGGGGGGACGUGUGGUUCUUGACCUUUCUUCAUCGAUCCUAGGAAAGGGCUACACGCUUUUUUUCGACAACUACUUCUCCUCCGUGCCACUGAUGGCGAAGUUGAAAAUGGAAAAAACAUGUGCCUGUGCCACAAUACAGAGCAACCGAAGGCAGCUUCCAGAACUUCGCUUUGACAAGAGCUUGACACGGGGAAAGUAUGACUUCAAAACGACCGAGGAAGGAAUAACUCUCUUCAAAUGGAAAGAUAACAAGGUAGUCUACAUUAUUUCGAACUACCAUGGCUGUGAAGUGGGAACUGUAGAAAGAAUGGAGCGAGACGGCACAAAAAUAACGGUCUCGUGCCCGACUGCGCUCUCGGACUACAACAUGUUCAUGGGAGGUAUUGACAAGGCGGACAUGCUACGGAGUAUAUUUGGAACCGACAGAAAAUCGAAGAAAGGGUGGCACCGUUUGUUUUUUGGUUUCCUGGACAUAUGUCUUGUAAACAGCUAUGUCGCCUACUGUGAGUUCAACGAAAAGAUCCCCUACCUGGACUGCGCUCCGUUGUGA
Messenger RNA from Ixodes scapularis (black-legged tick), 1162 nucleotides. RefSeq names its product piggyBac transposable element-derived protein 4-like. The record is from RefSeq and is a predicted model, not a curated record. Bases 41 to 1162 code for a protein of 373 amino acids. NCBI's taxonomy places the organism in Eukaryota, Metazoa, Arthropoda, Arachnida, Ixodida, Ixodidae. The transcript has 6 exons.